AUCUCUUUGAAUUUCUGGAUUACUAUAGUAUUCUACAUUAAAGUGCAAAACAAAAUGUUCAUGGCAAAUAACCAAAGCAUGAUGUUUUCAAAGGAAAUGGGAAAUGUGACCAAUCUCGAAGAAGGAAGCCGUCUACAAGCCUACUCCGUGGUGCUCUCUGCAACCACCCUCCUGUUGUCAGCCCUGGCUGGCGGUGGGGGGAGCCUGGCGGUCAUGUUCACCAUUGUGACAGGAAAGGUGAUAGAGAAGCAGAGUUACGCCAUUGUUUUGACCUUGCUUGCAGCGUGUCUGGCAUUCGACCUGCUGUGGGCCCCUCUGGAGAUCGUCCACCUACUGUACUACCACCACACCAACGAGAACGUCACCCAGGACUACAAGGUGAUGACGCACGGAAUCUACGUGUUUCUCAUCAUGGUCAUUUCGUCCACCGUUAUUCUCGUGUCUGCGAAGAAGAUCCUGUGUCUGUAUGGUAAGUUUGGUAAGAAGUGUAAGAAGGUGUGGCCGACGAUUGGCUGUUUCGUGUCUCUGUUUCUCGGUCUCGUCGCCGUGUCUGUGUAUGUGUCCACCGUCACCAUCUACGAGGGGAAUUUCCAAGACUACUUUCCAGUGAUGAACAAGAUAUCCUUCUGUUUCAAAGCCAUCAUGAUCGGAUUAAUGAUGCUGGCCGUCUUGGUCAUGAUGACGGUCGUCAUCACUAUUGCCGUGGCAAAGCAGAAAAACCACGACGAUGGCUUUCAUAGCAACAGUGAAUCGAAAAAUACCAUUCCUCAGGUUCUUAUUGCUGAAACGGAUGUCACGGAUGAUGAAUCAGAAACACCUUCAGCACAAGGAGGCUCCCCGCUCCCGCUUCUCACCAUCAACACGGAUGGAGAGGCAAACAGGGGAGAUAACUCAUCCACUGUGGGAGAACUUCCCAACCCUUCCAAAAAUAAGAACAUGCUUGGUGUAAACAUGGCUCACAUCUUGGGUCGAAGGCGACACACCAUUUGUCAGAUUGGUGAUUCCAGCACAAACCUCAUGGACCCUGCGGAGAAAGCUAAAAAAUACACAUACAUUAGGAAAUUUUCUGUUGAUAUCUCUGCUCUGCAAGCGCAAUUAGAAAAUCCUAAAAUAUUCAGCGGGAAGGCUCCCUUUCAGUCAGACACUGACGUCUCGAAGAAGGAAUCGCCCAACCCGAUCGUACGGGCUCCGUUGAUAGCCCCGAUCUUGAAGCUCGACGAGAGGACACAGAAGUGUGAUUUCAAAAAUGAAACCCGGCCCGUGCUGCCUGUAAUCACGGUGUCCGAUGACGAGGGACAGGAGAAGGAGGAUGAAGUAACGGACAACGAUGACGACGACGAAUCGGAGAAGCCGAUUCUGACGUUCAAACUACCAAAUCUGACGGAAGAAAUGCACCAUGACGACGACGACAAGGAAAGCGUUCACAGCUCGGAACGCGACCAGUCGGUCACGGAUCACGACGAAGCAUUCGUCAAACUCUCGUGUCUUUUCUCCACGGCCUUCUGCCUGUGCAUGCUGCCCCUGUUUUUGACUGAGGUGUUGCGCUACCAUUUAAUAACGAACGCCUACAUCAACAUUUCCACGUGCACAAUGGCGCUGUCAGCCAUUCAGACGAUCAUUUACCCGCAGAUUAUAAUAUGCAUGGACAGCAUCGUCCACAAGGCGGUGAAUCAGUUGUGGAGGAACAUAAAGUGGAGACUGUCGUGCAAGAAGGAACUUGCCGUGGAUACUGAGGCGAAUCAGGACCACGGCAGUACCAGCACAAGUCAAGUUUAAAGAUAAUUUUUACAAUUUUUGUAAUUGUGUCGGUGGAUAAAACAUUCUGUGGAAUACAGGCCUCCACGAAUUAAAAAUUAACUAAACCUGUAAAGUUAAAAGUUAACGUUUUUGGGGGCUUUUGUUUGACACCACUAGAGCACUUUGAUUUAUUAAUCAUCAGCUAUUGGAUGUGAAACAUUUGAUAAUUUUGAGUUAAUGAAGAAACCUGCUACUUUUUUUCAUUACUAUAGCAAGGGAUCUUUUAUAUGCACCAUCCCAUAGACUUAAACCUGUAAAGGGAUUAUGCUACACAAAAAUGCAUAACCAAUUUUCUUUUUCAUAAUCUUUUCUCCUUUUUUUUUUCUCUUUUUUUUUUUAAUAACAAAAUAAAAAUAAUUAUUGCUAGAACAGGUUAUUCAGGAAAUUGUGAUUGAAUGCUGAAUUGGUUAUGCUCUAUAAAACUACAUAUUAUGUGAUGAAUCAUCAACAAAAUGAUUUUACCUAUACAGUUUGUGGAGGCCUGGAAUAAAUGCAUUAUUUAACAUGUACAUGAUAAGCAAUUUAAGUGUCCAACAUUAUGUAAAUAUGGAUCAUUAUGUACAUUUGUAAAUUUGUACUGAAGCUAGGUCAGUAUAUGUUACCAAUAACCCUUUCAUGCCUGUGAAGUCAUGAAGAAAUCUAAGGGUGAGAGGGUUAAAACAAAAAACUGUUUAAAAAGGCUGUCAUGAAUUAGCAAUCAUUUUUUAAGAUUUUUAAAUGUAAUAGAGCCUUUUAAACUAAAAUUACAUACACAGUAAAACCUCACAAAACUGGAUCCUCUAUAAUGUGAAAUUCCCUCAUAACCGGACAUUUUUCACGGUCCUUUUUAAAAAAUCUGUACAGAACUUAACCUCUCUAAACAGGAUACCUCUUAA
Molecule: messenger RNA, 2672 nt
Organism: Gigantopelta aegis
Lineage: Eukaryota; Metazoa; Mollusca; Gastropoda; Neomphalida; Peltospiridae
Exons: 1
Coding region: 55-1776 (573 amino acids)
Source: RefSeq, a predicted model, not a curated record